CAGUUACCAGAAGCGAAUAUAGUAAACACAAGCCACAGGGCAGCACUACAACACGCUAACGCGACAUCUUGUGGCUAUUUCGUUUCUCAGGACUCUUCUUUUGGAAAUCAAAUAUUACCUGUUCUACCCCGUUUUGAUAAAUAAUGAGUGCUACCAUGAAAUUAAAAGUUUUGGAGGGCCAUUUGGGGGAAAUAUCUGGCUUUACUAAGCCCAAAGUUGAAUAUGAACAGUAUGAAACUCCUGCUCAUAUUGCUGCAGUGGCCCUUUACACUAUGCAGACACAGUUUGAAGCAUUAGAAAGUAAGUUAGUUUUAGAUGCUGGUUGUGGCCCUGGUAUGUUAUCAUGUGGGGCAUCCUUAUUGGGUGCAGGGACAGUUACAGCAGUAGAUAUUGAUGGAGAAUCCCUUGAUAUUUUAAAAGAAAACAUUGAAUGUACAGAAGUUGACAAUAUAGAUAUUAUUCAAUGUAAUUUCCUUUGCCCUGAAAUGUACAGGUGUGAAAAUUAUUUUGACACAGUUGUUAUGAAUCCUCCAUUUGGCACAAAGAACAAUGCAGGAAUUGAUAUGAAGUUUCUUAAAAUGGGCUUAGAUUUAAGCUGUGAUAGUGUUUAUUCUUUACAUAAGUCGACUACAAGGUCUCACAUACAGAAAAGGAUCAAAGAAUGGGGAGCAAAAGGGAGUGUAAUAGCAGAACUCCGUUAUAACUUAAAAUCUUCAUACAAGUUCCAUAAACAACAAAGUAAAGAUAUUGCAGUAGAUCUAUGGAGGCUGCACCAUUCUUAGUGUUCACAUGACUUCCUUAUAAGUUAUACAAAUGAACUAUAUACAAAAUGGACCGCAAGCCUAAUUUGCAAGACAUUGUCUCUUAAAGAGAUAGGCAAUUUUUAUUCUUGCUUUCUGCAUUAACUUAUUGCUUUAUUUGACUUGUAUUUUACUGUACUAUAAGUUUUUUUCGCAUCCUUUCAAUAAAAGU
Pieris napi is the source of this 972-nucleotide messenger RNA. It is a transcript of the gene Mettl5, whose product is annotated as rRNA N6-adenosine-methyltransferase Mettl5. The record is from RefSeq and is a predicted model, not a curated record. Bases 144 to 782 code for a protein of 212 amino acids. NCBI's taxonomy places the organism in Eukaryota, Metazoa, Arthropoda, Insecta, Lepidoptera, Pieridae. Gene Ontology annotation, biological process: rRNA methylation. The transcript is spliced from 4 exons. Gene Ontology annotation, molecular function: nucleic acid binding; rRNA (adenine-N6-)-methyltransferase activity.